This is a messenger RNA of Lottia gigantea (owl limpet), 771 nucleotides long. RefSeq lists its product as hypothetical. Lineage: Eukaryota; Metazoa; Mollusca; Gastropoda; Lottiidae. Bases 1 to 771 code for a protein of 256 amino acids. The transcript is spliced from 4 exons. The record is from RefSeq and is a predicted model, not a curated record.
AUGACAGUGUGGGAUCAUUUAAAAUCAGAUGCUGUGAAAUCAGAGACAAGAGAAAUAGAUGAUGAGGAAACAAGAGAAAUAGAUGAUGUGGAAACAAGAGAAACAGAUGAUGUGGAAACAAGAGAAAUAGAUGAUGUGGAAACAAGAGAAAAAGAAACAGAUGAUGUGGAAACAAGAGAAAUAGAUGAUGUGGAAUCAAAAGAAACAGAUGAUGUGGAAACAAGAGAAAUAGAUGAUGUGGAAACAAGAGAAAUAGAUGAUGUGGAAACAAGAGAAAUAGAUGAUGUAGAAACAAGAGAAAUAGAUGAUGUGGAAACAAGAGAAAUAGAUGAUGUGGAAGCAAGAGAAACAGAUGAAACAGAUGACGUGGAAACAAGAGAAACGGAUGAUGUGGAAACAAGAGAAACAGAUGGUGUGGAAACAAGAGAAACAGAUGAUGUGGAAACAAGAGAAAUAGAUGAUGUGGAAGCAAGAGAAAUAGAUGAUGUGGAAACAAGAGAAAUAGAUGAUGUAGAAACAAGAGAAAUAGAUGAUGUGGAAACAAGAGAAAUAGAUGAUGUGGAAACAAGAGAAACGGAUGGUGUGGAAACAAGAGAAGUAGAUGAUGUGGAAGCAAGAGAAAUAGAUGAUGUGGAAACAAAAGAAACAGAUGAUGUGGAAUCAAGAGAAAUAGAUGAUGUGGAAUCAAGAGAAAUAGAUGAUGUGGAAACAAGAGACACAGAUGAUGUGGAAACAAGAGAAAUAGAUGAUGUGGAAACGAGAAAUAGAUGA